Molecule: messenger RNA, 3165 nt
Organism: Sphaerodactylus townsendi
Lineage: Eukaryota; Metazoa; Chordata; Lepidosauria; Squamata; Sphaerodactylidae
Gene: DTHD1
Product: death domain containing 1
Exons: 10
Coding region: 1-2898 (965 amino acids)
Biological process (GO): signal transduction
Molecular function (GO): protein binding
Source: RefSeq, a predicted model, not a curated record
AUGGAAGCCAUCACGGAGAACGCUGACCAAAUACUGGCACAGAUCCGACAACAAAACCUGACGUUAAGAGAGGUGCUUCUUGCAAGUGACCAGCAAGAUGAUGAUAAGAUAGUCGAGUACACUCUCAAAUUGACUCCUCUCUUUCUGGACCUCAUGAAAGCCUUCGGCUUACAACUGGAGAGCGCGGCGAAGAUUCUCCAAGACACUCGUCAUUUGCUGAAUACACUUCAGGAGAACGGUUGGCAACAGAUUCCAAGUCAAGAAGGGAACAGCCUUCCAGACUGCCUUCUGGGAUUAAGGAAAAACAUGUUGCGUACUCUCAGACACCUUGGAGAGGCACAAGAUAAACUUUUGAAAAUGAACUACAGAAUGGAGAAAGUUCAGCUUCUCCCCUGUAUAUCUGGGAAGACUGAGCACAAAGAUGAAAAACAGACAGUCGGAGAUGCGCAAAUGUUGCCAUGUAUAAGUCAGACAGACGAUGAGCCUUCUUCAACACACGAAGAGCAAAACAGAGACCAGCUAAUGGAAGGCAAAGCAGUGGAAAUUGACACUGUAGCAUCCCUAAAUGAACAAAUAUCUGGACCCGAUCAAAAAUAUCCAUCAUUCACAGAAAAUGAAGCUGAAAGAAAACCGGAGGAAUCCAUUAUGGUGCCAAACGAAGACAACAGAAAAGUCACUCAUGCAGUGAGAUCGUCAAGUAAGAAACCUUCAGAAAGCAUAGAUUUGGAAGCCAUUCCAGGAGACAAUGAGAAAGACAUAACUGCGUGCAGAAAGUUGGAAAACAUCCCUGUGCAACCUCUCGGGAGGCUUCCCAAUCUAGAAAAACAGGGGGACAACACGGAAGCCCCAAAGCAGGGAGGAAGCGGGAAACGCAGGCGGAAAGUCAAACGAAGCAAAGAAAAAGGUGUCCACCUGAGGAAUAAAAGCAAUAAAACUGGCCAAAGCAAUCAAGAAGGUGAAUUUGUAUCUACAGGGUUAGAAUACAUUGAUCCUACCAAUGCCUCUAACCUGGUCACUGGAAAGUCGGGGGAAGAGGACGCUCAAAGUGACUGGAUGACAAAAGAAUUUCUUGUGGAAGUGAAUGGCAUUACUGAGCCGGAAGUAGCCUGUUUCAUCACAGCCCCAUGUGCCAUUCUGGAGAACCUAAUAAUCAGGACUGUCAAUGAUGUAAGUUCCUUGGUGGUAGAUGAUGCCGAAGAACUGAUCAGCAACAUCAUCAGUGUCGAGCUCUUACCAGAUGGGCAAACAGUUAUUCCUUCAAUUACCAUUGUAAUCCCAUUUAAUUCUCGUUACCGAGGAAUGUACAAAGAAAUUAUGGUGAAGUUGACUGACAUGAACUUUCAGUCAAAUUAUUUAACUCCAUCUUCUUUGGAAGGGCACCAAGGAAACCACAAGGGGACGUUUGCUGAGAUCAAGACGACCCAGCUUGGUACCUUUUCUGUAGUUUCAUGCUUAAAGCUGGAAACACUCACCAUUCCACGAGAAGGCCUGUCACAAAAACUAAGCAUGGAUCCCAGAAUUUCAUUUGACUUCCCCCCAUCAACUUUCAGUUCUUGCAUUACAAUGCACGUAAAGGUCCAACCCAUCGAGCCAUCGAUAAUUUCACUAUUAAAAAUUCAGCAAGACAUCUAUCAUUCGGUCGCAUCUGCAAGCCCGCUGGUACAUCUGCUGCAUCCAUCUGCUCAGCCGUUCAACAAAUCCAUCAUGGUUAUUUUACCCUGUCCGCCAAAUCCAGAGAAAAAGAGGGAAGGAGAUGAGGCAGACCAUGGCAGAGCGUCUAGCGCUUCUCUGCACCGGGUUACAAGCGUGCAUCAUUUUCGGCCUAUGAGUGCCGCCCCAAGGAAACAUGGGGAGCAUCUCAACGAAUCCUUGAAAUUACUGGGGUACAGAAGCAAAGAAGAGGGAUGGAUGCUGAUGGAUGACAUCACUGUGCGGAAUGCACGGAGCGGCCUUGUGUCAUUCGAACUGAAUGAGCACUUAGAAAGAUUUAUUGUCAUCCGCCAAUCCUGUGCUAUGGAUCAUGCCCAUCUGACACAGUUUGCUCAGCAUUUGGAGGAGGACACCCGCAAUACUAUGGCAAACGUGGUCUUAUAUCAGAACAAAGAAGAUCCUUACAAGGUGGUUGUUUUACUGGUCCCGUCCAAGGAACUGAACUUGGAGCUGCAGAACCUCAGGGAAGAAGGAUAUUCAGGGCCUCCUGAGCCCUCUCAGCAGUUCAGACUCCAAGAGGGAGAACAGGUUCACUUUCAGUUCAGUGGAAACAUUUUUGCCUCAGAUGAUGGGGCGACAUUUGGAAAAACCUACACUCUUAUUUUUCAUGCUCAAAGAAAGCCGAGGCUUAUCCUUCAAAUCAAGGAAGUGGAUGAAUACGGUAACUACAGCUCACCUCAUUUCAAGGGAACUGUCUUGUUUUAUAAAGUGACUAAAGAAGAUGUAGCCAAGAACUGGGAACAACCACUUCUGCCCCAAGACUACCAGCACCUGGAUCCUGUUUGCAAAAUGACUCUAACCUUGCCCAAGCAAGAGAAGAUUAUCAAUCGCCCACAAAGCACAAAAAGGAUCUCAAAUGAUGCAUCAGAGGCACUGUGGGACAGCUUACUGUACUGGCUGUCGGGAGAGCUGUCAGAAGAUAAUGCUUCAUCCCUCGUCGUCUUCCUUCCUCUCCACCGAAGCACUCUUCAGUUUAUUAAACUGAAGUGCCCCGAUAAUCUCACCGAGCAGAUCUACGAGGUCCUGUGCUUCUGGAGAAGAAACCUGCCGAGAUCGGCGGACAAGCUCCAGCUCCUGGCUCGCUACCUCUGUAAAAGUGGCAGAAGCGAUCUCGCCGAAGAUCUCCGGUUCAUGUGGGAGAAUAAAGUGUUCCUGAGGAAAACUCGUGGGCAGCAAAGCAAUAUUUGAGGGUGUCGAUAUCAACCUGAUCAAUAUAAUCUUUUUCCCCCUUCUUUCCCCCUUCUGCUACUUCUUAAUGACAGGUUCUUUGCUGUAAUUAGCACUUCUUAUAAUUAUAUGUCUGAAUGCUUUGUCAUUGCUGUGGUAGUUCAUUCCUCUCUAGCUGGUAAUUUUGUGAGGGGGAAGCUGAGGAUAGGGGUGGAAAAGGAGAUGAUAAGACACCUGUGGUGGAAUCCAAACAUUUUAGUAACAGGUUCCCAUGGUGGUGGGAUUCAA